AAAUAAAUGUUUGAAAAAAAAUUCAACAUUUUCUGAAUCUCUAUAUCGUGUUCACUUCAAUCUUCUUCUCCACUCCAAAAAUCCCCAAAUUCUCAAUAAACCCUAGAUUCACCAAACCCAUGACCCAAUCAAAAAAUUUCUAGCUCCGAGGUUGUUGCUGUCGGUGUUUUUCGUGAAAAUUGAUGAUUCUGCUUUUGUGGGGUUGUUGUGAAAAUCGAAAAGUUUCAAACUUUGCAUUGAAAUCGAAGUGGGUUUUGGUUUUUUUGAUUGAUUAUGCAUAGAUCUGGAGCUACGAUGGCAUGGAACGUGUUCAAGUUCUGCACAGCUUUACGAGGACUUGGUUCGAUUAUGAUUUUGUUGGUUCUUGGUGUUGUUGGUGUUACUUAUUAUGCUGUUGUUAUUACCAAUUAUGUUCCUUCUUUGUAUAAUGGAGGGUUUGAUUCUCUUAUUGCUGUCUUGGUUUUGAUCUUGUUUCAUGCUUUGUUGGUUAUGCUAUUGUGGAGUUAUUUUUCCGUAGUUUUUAUUGACCCUGGAAGUGUACCUCCGAACUGGAGGCCUACAAUUGAUGAGGAGAGAGGAGAGGAAGACCCAUUAGUUGGAUCAGAGUUCAGUAACGUGCAGUGUGAUCCAUCCAAUCAACGGAUCCGGUAUUGUAGGAAGUGCAACCAGCUCAAGCCGCCUCGAUGCCAUCAUUGUUCAGUUUGUGGGCGAUGUGUGUUGAAGAUGGACCACCAUUGUGUGUGGGUAGUUAACUGUGUCGGGGCUCUAAAUUACAAGUAUUUCCUUCUUUUCUUGUUUUAUACUUUCCUUGAGACGUCUCUAGUGACGGCAUCGUUACUGCCACAUUUCAUAGCAUUCUUUAGUGAUGGAGAAAUCCCUGGAACACCUAGCUCUCUUGCUACGACUUUUCUUGCUUUUGUUUUGAACCUCGCUUUCGCAUUGAGUGUGAUGGGAUUUCUGAUUAUGCACAUAUCGUUGGUGGCUGCCAAUACAACCACUAUUGAGGCAUAUGAGAAGAAAACUACUCCAAAAUGGCGUUAUGAUCUUGGUCGUCGGAAAAAUUUUGAACAGGUUUUUGGGAUGGACAAGAAAUACUGGUUCAUUCCUGCUUAUUCAGAAGAAGAUGUUCGAAGGAUGCCAGCUCUUCAAGGUCUCGAGUAUCCAUCAAAACCCGACUUCGAUUCCCAAUAGCUGAAAAACCAUAAGGGCAUAUUUGGUUUAAGUUUAAUGUUUUCAUCUUAUACUUUCACUUUUAAUUGCGAAACUGUUCCCGGUUUUCACUCCGUUUCAGGUUUCAAACAUUUGAAUCGAAAACAUGUUUUUCGUUUCAUGUACAAAUCAUUAAAAACAUGAAACAGAAUUAACAUCGGGACAGUUUCAAAAUAAAAGUGAAAACAACAAAAAAUAUGAAUCAGAAAAUGUUAUCUCAAACCAAACAGAAGUGUACACAUCAUGUAACAAAAGGCAUAUAGACUCUGAAACCCUUUGCUUUCUCACUCUUACAAAUCCGGCUUGUAAGUAAUUCUAGGCUCCAAGCAAUUCAUCUGCACAGAGCUAGUAUGAUUUUUUUUUAUAAUGUUACUUAGAGGUGCAUGUGUUAAGUUGAAAUGGAGGGAGCAAUGAGAGGGGAAAGUGUGAGGUUAUGGUUUGACAGGCUAAUGUUCAAGUUUCCUUAUAGUGUGAGGAUUUUUUUCCCCAAGCAAUGCAAUUCUCUUGCUUCUUUUUCUUAUAUUCAAUUCUUAAGAAACUAGUAGCAUUCCAAUACUUGUAUAAUAUAUUCUCAAAUUGUAGAUUAUUAGUAAUCUAUGAAUUUAAUUAAUGUCAAUGAGUUGUUAGUCAAUGAA
Molecule: messenger RNA, 1844 nt
Organism: Medicago truncatula (barrel medic)
Lineage: Eukaryota; Viridiplantae; Streptophyta; Magnoliopsida; Fabales; Fabaceae
Product: probable protein S-acyltransferase 14
Exons: 7
Coding region: 274-1191 (305 amino acids)
Molecular function (GO): palmitoyltransferase activity
Source: RefSeq, a predicted model, not a curated record